Phycodurus eques (leafy seadragon) is the source of this 787-nucleotide messenger RNA. It is a transcript of the gene ppp1r14d, whose product is annotated as protein phosphatase 1 regulatory inhibitor subunit 14D. Gene Ontology annotation, cellular component: cytoplasm. Gene Ontology annotation, molecular function: protein serine/threonine phosphatase inhibitor activity. Gene Ontology annotation, biological process: regulation of phosphorylation. Lineage: Eukaryota; Metazoa; Chordata; Actinopteri; Syngnathiformes; Syngnathidae. The record is from RefSeq and is a predicted model, not a curated record. Bases 235 to 606 code for a protein of 123 amino acids. The transcript is spliced from 4 exons.
UGCAGGCAGUGGGUGUUGCAAGAGGAGGCGAGAAGGAGAGCUUCACAGAGAAAGAGAGUGAGAGAGGGACAAACAGUGUGAGUCAGAGUCAGUGUGACAGAGAAGGCAGACAUUGAAUACUAGACCAGGAAACGCACAGAGAUAGAGCGGGCCCCAGCCUGCGCAUAACUACCUGCUUGUGUGUGUGUGUUUGACAGAGAGAGCUUGGUGUGUUUCCACGGUUCUUCUGAGGCCAUGGCAGCCAUGGAGUCAGAGGAAAACACCCAGUCCAGAGUGAUGUUCCAGCCCACGGGCAAAGUCGACGAGCCAGGGCACCGCAAGCUUGGCAAGCUGACCGUCAAGUACAACCGCAAGGACCUGCAGAGGAGGCUGGACAUUGAGGAGUGGAUAGAUGAACAGCUGCACCUGCUCUUUGACUGUGAGGAAGAAGACAUCCCAGAGUUGGAGAUUGACAUAGAUGAGUUGCUGGAGCUAUCAGAUGAGGGGCAAAGAAUUCGACUACAGGAGUUGCUGCGGGAAUGCAGGAAGCCAAUAGAGGAUUUUGUCAACGCGCUGCUCUACAGGAUAAAGGGACUUCGCAAAAUGUCAGGCCCCUCGAAGAAGUAGUUCUAGGUCAAAUAAAGAAUUGAGACAAUGGAUUCUCAUUGGUUCCAAGCCCCCAUGUGUUUACUGUUUGGAUGUCUGUAUGUGCAGUUCACACCCUCAAGGGGGUUCUUCUUGCCCUCUUGCCCGGUCAGCAUCAGUUGGACACCAAAGCAGUCAAGCGACUUUUGACUUUUUGGACUGU